ACAGGGUUAACCAGCAGCGAAGCCCCGUCCGUCCGUGGAAGGGAAGGAGGUUCCUGAAGCGCAGAAAUGGCGAACGUGGUGCUGGAGUUCAAGGUUUCUGCCGGGGACUCUGAGCCUCAGAGUCGGCCUGUGUUGAUUCUGGGUCAGCAGAACCACCUGCAGGACGUCUGCUGGAGCCAAAUCAAAGGAAAACUGCAGCCGGCUGUUAGCAAAGAGACCUGGAAGGCAGCUCUCGGUGCUCUGAACCCGAAACCCACGGACAGCUGCCCGCUCUACCUGAACCAAGCCGUGGUGGCUGCUCUUCCGUCACGCGUCAGCAGACAUAACAGCCCGGCCUCCGCCCACUUUUUGUUCCGUCUGAUCCGCUCCUGCCUUCCUGGAGGGAACAACCGCUGCAUUGUGGUGGUGUGUGAGCGCUCUGAUGUGUUCGCCUCGGCUUGCGCCAUCGCCAGGGCCUUCCCCCUCUUCACCCGUCGCUCUGCAGCCUCUCGCAGGACGGAGAAGAAGCAUGUGACGGUGGAGUUUGUGGUCGUUGAUGGCAGUCCUCUGGAGGACGCUGAAAUGGGGUGUCUUUCCAAUGCUGCUGAUGGGGUACGGUUGGCGGCUCGCAUUGUUGACACUCCGUGCAACGAGAUGAACACAGACCACUUCCUGGAUGAAAUAAAAGCUGUGGGAAGUGACCUAGGAAUUACUCCAGUUAUCAUUCGAGGAGAGGAACUGAAGCAAAGAGGAUUUGGAGGUAUCUACGGUGUCGGAAAGGCAGCGGUACAUCCUCCUGCAUUAGCAGUGUUGAGCCACACUCCUGACGGGGCGACACAGAACAUCGCCUGGGUGGGAAAAGGCAUUGUGUACGACACCGGUGGACUCAGCAUCAAGGGGAAGACUACGAUGCCCGGGAUGAAGAGAGACUGUGGUGGAGCCGCCGCUAUUUUAGGAGCUUUUAAGGCCACCAUCAAACAGGGCUUUAAGGAUAACCUCCACGCUGUGUUCUGUCUUGCUGAGAACUCUGUGGGACCCACGGCCACCCGCCCUGAUGACAUCCACACACUCUACUCUGGAAAGACGGUGGAGAUCAACAACACUGAUGCUGAGGGCAGGCUGGUGCUGGCAGACGGUGUGGUGUACGCCUCCAAAGAUCUGUCCGCCGACAUCAUUCUGGACAUGGCAACUCUCACAGGAGCUCAGGGAAUCUCUACGGGGAAGUACCAUGCUGCAGUCAUGACCAACAGCGAGCAGUGGGAGGUUGCGUGUGUGCGCGCUGGGCGGAGCAGCGGCGAUCUGGCCCACCCGCUCGUUUACUGUCCUGAGCUGCACUUCAGCGAGUUCACCUCAGCUGUGGCAGACAUGAAGAACUCUGUGGCUGAUCGGGAGAACGCCCAGAGUUCCUGCGCCGGCCUCUUCAUCGGUUCCCACCUGGGCUUCGAUUGGCCCGGUGUCUGGGUCCAUGUUGACAUAGCCUCUCCAGUUCAUGCGGGGGAGCGUGCCACUGGGUUCGGCGUCGCUUUGCUCAUGGCCCUGUUUGGCCAGGCCUCUGAUGACUCCAUGUUGAACCAGGUGUCUCCUCUGGGGGCUCCGUCCAACAAGUCAGAGGGCCAGAUGGAGCGGGACUGCAAGAGGCGUAGACUGGUUUAGAGGCGACGCUUCACUCCUCCAACCUCUGCAUGGCCGCCGCCUGGCCGUCGAAGCCCGUCCAGUUAGUGGAAACAUUUUAAACAGUUUGAUGGAACCUGAUGAGUGAAUAACAGGAUAAUAAGAUGUAGUGUAAAUGAUCAACACUGCCCUCCACUUGUCCUCGUUACUCAUCGGCUCCAUAACUCAUUUCCUUUUUUUUUUCAGUUUACUAUGACAAAGAUUAAAUAUUAGAAAUAAAAUAAAGUUGAUUGAAUUGUUUUCGUAUCAGUCUAUCAAAGAUAAUUGUGUUGAUUUUUUUCUAAAGACUAAGAUUUUAACACCUCGCAGAUUCUUCUUAAACAUCAGCAGGAAGUGUAUUCUUUUAUGUAAAUCAAGGAGUACGCCAUCAUGUCUUACACGUUGUGUUUUUUUUAUUGGAUCAUUAAACUUGUCAGGAACCACCGCACUUUGUAUUAAUGCUAGAUGACAAUGUGAUCCUUGAACUAAGAAGCAUUAAGCACCACCGCAGGUUUUAUCGGUUGGUUUUUGGGAGAAAACAUGUUUUGUCAAUUUCAAAUAUGUCAGUAGCAGUGUUUGUCAGAGUCCUGCACAAUGACGUCUAUCCACAUGUCUGACAAUCAUGUCCUUGUUUCAAAGCAGUGCCAUCAGAGAAAAUUAAUAAAAGAUCUAGUCUGUCAACGUGAA
Messenger RNA from Cyprinodon tularosa, 2316 nucleotides. It is a transcript of the gene npepl1, whose product is annotated as aminopeptidase like 1. The coding region runs from base 67 to 1632 and encodes 521 amino acids. The transcript has 12 exons. Gene Ontology annotation, biological process: proteolysis. Gene Ontology annotation, molecular function: manganese ion binding; metalloaminopeptidase activity. Lineage: Eukaryota; Metazoa; Chordata; Actinopteri; Cyprinodontiformes; Cyprinodontidae. The record is from RefSeq and is a predicted model, not a curated record. Gene Ontology annotation, cellular component: cytoplasm.